Molecule: messenger RNA, 977 nt
Organism: Trichogramma pretiosum
Lineage: Eukaryota; Metazoa; Arthropoda; Insecta; Hymenoptera; Trichogrammatidae
Gene: Rpn12
Product: 26S proteasome non-ATPase regulatory subunit 8
Exons: 3
Coding region: 38-862 (274 amino acids)
Biological process (GO): proteasome-mediated ubiquitin-dependent protein catabolic process
Cellular component (GO): proteasome regulatory particle; cytosol; proteasome regulatory particle, lid subcomplex
Source: RefSeq, a predicted model, not a curated record
UUGCCAAGUUUGUAAGCUGCAAAAAUAAAACAGAGCUAUGAGCGACGAAGUGCCCGAAAUUUAUCUGUCGCUUUACAAGAACUUGGAGCAGGAGUGGAAGAGCAAGCGUAGAAAUUUGAACAAAUGCGGCGAAUUAUUGACGCAGUUGAAGGUUGCCCUUACAUCGUUGAACUUCUUGCCAAUCGAUGAUAUCGAAGCCACGAAUCGACAGCUACUGAUCGCCCGCAACGUGCUCGAGAUCGGAGCCGAGUGGAGCAUCGCCACCAAGGACGUGGCCUCCUUCGAGCGCUACAUGUCGCUGCUCAAAGUCUACUACUACGAUUACGCCUCGGCGCUGCCCGCCUCGGCCUACCAGUACCAGCUUCUCGGCCUCAAUCUCCUCCAUCUGCUGUCGCAGAAUCGCGUCGCCGAGUUUCACACGGAGCUGGAGCUGCUUCCGAUCGGCCAGUGCCAGCAGGACGUCUAUCUGCGCGUGCCCCUCAGCCUCGAGCAGUACCUCAUGGAGGGCUCGUACAACAAGAUAUUUCUCGCGAGGCACAACGUACCCGCGGAGAGCUACGGCUUCUUCGUCGAUCAGCUGCUCGGCACGGUGAGACGAGAGAUCGGCGCUUGCCUGGAGGCGGCUUGCGACAAGAUCUCGCUGCAGGACGCCACGAGGAUGCUGAAUCUCGACUCGGGCAGGGCGACCCUCGAGCUGGUCGAGGCGGCGCCGGAUUUGGACUGGCGUCUCGAGCCGGACGGCUGCUUUCACUUCUCGGCGAAGAGGGACAAGAGGAGGGCCGAGGCGGCCGAGCAGCUGCCCAGCGCCGAGUUCGCCGCACUCAAGAUCGACUACGCGAGAGAGCUCGAGAGGAUCGUGUAAUUUUUUUAUACGAUUGCUGUAUGGCAAAGUGCGAAGUAUCGCAGGAAUGGGGAUAUAUAGUUUAAGGACUCGAAAAAUAUUCAUGGGCGCUUGUGCUACGUUUUCUUAUUUGCUA